This is a messenger RNA of Cannabis sativa, 3370 nucleotides long. RefSeq names its product pollen-specific leucine-rich repeat extensin-like protein 1. The transcript has a single exon. Lineage: Eukaryota; Viridiplantae; Streptophyta; Magnoliopsida; Rosales; Cannabaceae. Gene Ontology annotation, molecular function: protein binding. The coding region runs from base 532 to 3126 and encodes 864 amino acids. The record is from RefSeq and is a predicted model, not a curated record.
UUUUUCUCAUUUUUUAAAGAACUAAUAUAUUCUUUUUUGCUUUGAGAAUUAUUGUAAUAUAUAGCUGAUUAGAUAAAUAACACUUGUUAAUUGUUAUAAUCACGUGAGUUGUCUAAUAAGAGAAAUUCCAUAUAUGAUCAAAUUUCUUUUGAUGACGAACACUAUAUAGUUUUCAAUAGCAUAUUAGUUGGAUUUAACAGAAUUUAACAGGCCAAAUUAAUAUAAGAAAUAACCAAUCCUAAUUACAGAUAGCAGAAUAAGGACUCGGUCAAUUAUCAAUUUUUAUGUUUUUCCCAUCUUUAAAUACGGAACAUGCAAAAAUGAACCUAGUUUUAUUUACCCAAAAAUCAACAAUUAGAUUCAAAACUCGUGGGUGUAUAACAAUCCCAUUUUUUCUGAUGCUAAAAUAGGAAAAAACAUCAAACAUGUUUCUAAACUUUCUCAAUACCCAUCAAUCCAAAAUGUCUAUGUUCCAACCAUUAUAUCAACUAUAAGCAAAGAGGCUCUUCUCAAUUAUGGUCUCAGCCAGCCAUGGCAAAUAAUCAUCAUUACCCUUUCUCAAACCUUACUACCAUAUUGUUCUUAUUCAUCAUCUCUUUCCUUUCUCUAACAACUUUGUCCUUGUCAUUAACCGAUGCUGAAGCCUCCUUCAUAGCUCAACGCCAACUCUUAACUUUCCCAGAAAAUGGCGACCUUCCCAACGACUUUGAGUACGAGUUUGAUCUCGUCAUUACAUUCGCCAAUGAAAGAUUGAGAAAAGCCUACGUUGGGCUUCAAGCUCUAAAGGAUGCCAUUUAUUCUGACCCCUAUAACUUCACAGGAAAUUGGGUUGGAGCCAAUGUUUGCGCCUACACAGGAGUAUUUUGCGCACCUGCCUUAGACGAUCCAAAACUCAGUGUUGUUGCCGGUGUUGAUCUUAACCACGCUGACAUUGCUGGCCACCUUCCGGUUGAGCUUGGCCUAUUGACUGAUGUUGCUCUUUUCCACAUCAACUCCAAUCGAUUUUGCGGCAUUAUACCAAAGAGCUUUAAAAGGCUUACACUAAUGCAUGAAUUUGACAUCAGCAACAACAGGUUUGUUGGAGGAUUCCCUGAUGUCGUCCUAGAAUGGCCUGAUGUCAAAUAUCUUGAUAUCCGAUACAAUGAUUUCGAAGGCCAGUUGCCUCCGGAACUCUUCGUAAAGAAAUUUGAUGCAAUUUUCUUAAACAAUAAUCGAUUCAAGUAUAUAAUCCCUGAAACAUUGGGGAACUCCACUGUUUCGGUUGUAACUUUUGCCAAUAACAUGUUUAAUGGAUGUAUUCCUCGAUCGAUUGGCAAUAUGCCGAACGUGAACGAAAUUAUAUUCUUGAACAACGAGCUCAACGGCUGUUUCCCUCCAGAGAUUGGGUUGCUUCGUAACUUGACGGUGUUUGAUGGUAGUGAUAAUGGCUUUGUUGGGAGCUUGCCCCAAAGCUUUUCCGGACUAGAAAGCUUGGAAGAAUUAGACAUUGCGAACAAUAAGCUCACCGGGUUUGUACCAGAUUACGUUUGUAAGCUGCCCAAAUUGCUUAACUUCACUUUCUCUAAUAACUUUUUUAAUGGUGAGGCUCCUUCUUGUGUACCGUCGUCUGGUAAAACAACCGUUGUUUUGGAGGAUGAAUAUAAUUGUUUGCCUGGACGGCCUAACCAGAAGUCAACUAGAACUUGCUUCCCUGUUGUAACAAAACCAGUCGACUGCAGCAAGAAUUGCGGUGGUGGUGACCCAUCGCACAAGCCACCGUUGCCCAAGCCUUCUUCGCCAUCUACACCAAAGUCACCAUCCUCGUCACCACCAAAAUCUACUCCAACAGAAUCACCCUCGCGUACACAAGUGCCAGCACCUGAAACACCCAAGUCAGAACCACCACCAACAAAUAUCCCAUCCUCGCCUAAGAGUCCAAGUCAGCCAAAGACUCCUGAGUCACCUCCCACUACACCAUCAAAACCAACUCCUCUUUCUCCUCCAAUGGCUCCCACUACACCAUCAAACCCAACUCCUUCUUCACCUCCAACAGCUCCUACUACACCAUCAAAACCAACACCCUCAUCUCCAAUAAACGCUCCUAUUCCUACUCCUACUCCGACCAUACCAUCAAAACCGACUCUGCCUUCUCCUCCAAAGGCCCCGUCUACACCAUUAAAACCAACUCCCUCAUCUCCUCCUGAGGAUAACUCUCCCAAGUCACCACCAUCCCAAGAUUAUGAUACUGCACCACCACCAGACCCCACUGAUAGAAGUCCAAUCAGAUUACAUCCUCGCCCACCGCCACAAGCAGAAUCACCAGCACCAGAGCCAUCACAGCCUCCUAAGCCACCUACUGAAUCUUCACCACCAUCACCUAAGCCACCCACUGAAUUGUCUCCGCCAUCACCUAAGACGUCUGAUAGCUCUCCUCCGCCGUCUCCUACACCUACUUUGCCACCAAAUUCUCCAUCACCUCAACCUAAAAGGUCAUCUCCUCCAUCAUCACCUAAGACUGAUAGGCCUACUUCUCCUCCAGACUCUCCAUCAUUUGAACCUAAAGAGUCGCCUCCACCAUCUCCAAAAUUAAAGCAACCACCACCUUCUCAGUCCCCAUCGCCACCAUCUCCAUCAAAUCCACCUCAAUUAAUAUAUUCACCACCUCCACGAGUUCCGUCUUCCCCCCCACUGGUGGUUCACUCACCACCCCCACCUAUUUACUCUCCUCCACCACCUAUUCACUCUCCUCCACCACCACCAGUUCACUCUCCACCACCACCAAUUUACUCACCACCACCACCUAUUUACUCACCUCCACCACCAGUUCAGUCUCCACCCCCACCGACUCACUCCCCACCACCACCGGCACACUCUCCUCCACCACCUGCUCACUCGCCACCACCACCUAUUUACUCACCUCCACCUCCGGUUAACUCGCCUCCACCCCCACCUGUUCACUCUCCACCACCUCCAGUACACUCCCCACCUCCACCUACUCACUCACCUCCACCGCCGCCGCCACCAACUCACUCUUCUCCACCUCCUCCCAUGGCUGUUUCACCACCAGUAUUUGAUGACAUCAUUCUACCGCCAACUUUCGGAUCCCAGUACUCGUCACCGCCUCCACCAGUGUUCCAAGGCUACUAAAGGGUUAGAAUGGUGUUUACAACUGAUUUUUACAAUUCUAUAGCUUUCUCAAUGCUAGCUCAGUAUACACAACUCAUUUUGUAACAAAAAGCCUUUUAUCAAUUACUAAAAUUCAAUUUUAUUUAUUUUUUAAUUUUUUCUAAUGGUUUAACUAUGGAGUUGUAGUAGAUAUGUGUUCAAUAAAUACAUACAUAUAGAGAUAAAGUGUAAUAAAUAUAGAGUUAUGCAUAUUUAACUUUACGAG